UUUUCCAGCGGAGCGUCAGGGCAGCAUUAUCAACCAAGCUACAGUUUCCAAGCUAACUAUGAAAAAAGCUGUAGGGUAAUUCAUAGAGCUGACACAGGGUUGGACCAUGUGGUGAUGCCAUGCAGAGGAGACACAGCAGCAACACGGAUGGCAUGCCCUCUGAACGGAGCCGAAGCCAAACUCUGGGAUCUGAGAGCAGUCUGGAUGAAGGUGGUGUGUUUGACUGCCUGAAGCCUGACUCGUCCACUUCACCCCAGCAGAUCUUCUCAGGCCUGGUGGGUGUCCCCUCCAGUUCUGUCUCGUCUGCCCAGUUCCAGGCAGCCGGCUUAGUCUUGGGCUCUCCGCCUGAAGUUUUUAUCCAGAUGACUGCAUCAUCCAGAGAAGAAGGGGGACCGCAUCGCACAGAGGGUGGAACUUUUCUCCCCCGGCCACCCCAGCACCACCACCACCAUCACCACCAUCACUUCCACCACCAGCCCCUGCAGCACAGGACCUCGUCUCUGCUCCAGCAGGCUACCACAGCGGCUGGCUCCGAGAGGCACGGCCCCAGGGAGGAGGCCCAGGAUGACCAGUCCACCCCGGCCCCAGCUUUGUCUGAGCUGAAGGCGGUGGUCACCUGGCUGCAGAGGGGCUUUCCUUUUAUCCUCAUUUUGCUGGCUAAAGUCUGCUUUCAGCAUAAACUAGGUAUUGCUGUGUGUGUGGGGAUGGCCAGCACGUUUGCCUAUGCUAAUUCCACGUUUAGGCACCAAGUGUCAUUACGGGAGGAGCGUUCUGUAUUUGUUGCUCUGUGGAUCAUCAUCUUCCUCGGAGGAAACAUUGUGUAUGUCUACUAUACAUUUAGUCACGAGGAGCUGCACAACAGUCUCAUAUUUGCAAAGCCCAACCUGAGCAGCUUUGACUUCUUUGAUCUGAUCUGGGUGGUGGGAAUCACUGACUUUGUCCUGAAAUACGUCACCAUCGGCCUGAAGUGCUUUGUCCUCUUUCUGCCCAAGAUCCUCCUGGCCUUCAAAUCCAGGGGUAAGUUCUAUCUUCUCAUCGAAGAGCUGAGCCAGCUGUUUCGGGCUUUGGUUCCCAUCCAGUUGUGGUACAAGUACAUCAUGGGAGAAAACCCCUCAAACAGUUACUUUCUGGGAGCCACACUCAUCAUCAUCUACAGCCUCUGCAAGUCCUUUGACAUUUGUGGACGUCUAUCUGCGAUACGCAAGGCCAUGGUCAUGCUGUGCAGCUCCCAGAGCUACGGGGUGAGGGCCGGCAGUCAGCAGUGCAGCGAGGCAGGUGAUGCGUGUGCCAUCUGUCAGGCUGAUUUCAGAGACCCCAUAGCCCUCCUCUGUCAGCAUGUGUUCUGCGAGGAGUGCCUGUGUUUGUGGUUCGACCGCGAGCGGACGUGUCCGUUGUGCCGCUCCACCGUCAUUGAGACCUUGCGAUGCUGGAAGGACGGAACCACCUCCGCUCACUUCCAGAUCUACUGACUCUGAAAGCACGAAUGUGAUCAGGAUUGUGAUGUAAUGCAAGUGAGACAAUGAUGUGAUUAUCAUUUAAAUCAGAAUAAGCAUAGUUGCUCUAAUACGUGCAUAAACCAAAUGGUGUCACUUAAAGCAUGAAACCUGACUGUUGUAUAGCUGCUUUUUGUAUAAGUUACUUGAUAAAAAUGUUUAUUUGAUUUACUCUGAUAUUUUUAUUUGUUGUAAAUUUGGCUCAAUUAUUCUUUAAGAUUUUGUCACAUACUGUUUCUAUUUACUAAGUUAUACUGUUGAUAUAUAACAUGUUGUUUUAUUAGUUUUUCUCCAUUUAAACAAAAUGAAACCUCUCACAAUGAUUGUCGGAACAAAAUGACUUCAAACGUUUGUACUAUGUGUAGGUAGAAAAAGUUGUUGCUUAGUAAAGAUACUGUGACGG
Messenger RNA from Melanotaenia boesemani (Boeseman's rainbowfish), 1896 nucleotides. RefSeq names its product ring finger protein, transmembrane 2 (gene rnft2). The record is from RefSeq and is a predicted model, not a curated record. Gene Ontology annotation, molecular function: ubiquitin protein ligase activity. NCBI's taxonomy places the organism in Eukaryota, Metazoa, Chordata, Actinopteri, Atheriniformes, Melanotaeniidae. The coding region runs from base 120 to 1469 and encodes 449 amino acids. Gene Ontology annotation, biological process: positive regulation of ERAD pathway. The transcript has 10 exons.